Messenger RNA from Pygocentrus nattereri (red-bellied piranha), 1934 nucleotides. RefSeq names its product immune-associated nucleotide-binding protein 9-like. The transcript has 5 exons. Bases 62 to 1624 code for a protein of 520 amino acids. The record is from RefSeq and is a predicted model, not a curated record. Lineage: Eukaryota; Metazoa; Chordata; Actinopteri; Characiformes; Serrasalmidae. Gene Ontology annotation, molecular function: GTP binding.
UGGAGACUGAUUUACGGUGUGCUUCGUCACAAAAUACACAGUUUCUGGCAUUCUGUUGACCAUGGAAGACACAAACAGUUGCGCCUCAGGCAUCAACAUGCUCACUGUCAUCCUACUGGGAAAAAGUGGCAGCAACAAGGCACUGAUAGGGAAUACCAUUCUAGACCAUGAAUGUUUCAGCCCAGAAGAGUCCACAUGUAAGACAGCAGUGCUGCAAAUGGACAGUGGGAUGUGCUGUGUCAUAAACACUCCGGACCUUUACCAUGGACAGAACCCUGGCUGUGAGAAUCAAGCCUUUGAGAAGAUAAAACCGUCUUUCCCAGAUACAUAUGCAUUCCUCCUGAUCAUGCACGAUGACCACGUCUCAUCAGAAGAGAUGGCAAUGUUGGAACAGCUGAAGCAAACCUAUGGACAAGAAGUAGUGGACGACAUAAUCGUGGUGCUUGUCAAAUGUGAAACAAUGCCAUUAAAAGAGUCAACAUCUACAGCUACAAACCACAUUCAAAUGAUUAUUGAUCAAUGUGGUGGAAGAGUUUGUUAUUUUAAACAUGGCAUGAAGAGCAAAGAACUGAAGGAUCAGUUGCUGACACAGUACGGCAGAAUCCAGCAGAAGUGUACACCUGAGAGGUCAGACGAGACCCUUGAGGAACCUGAUAAAUCUGGUCACCUAACGCCUGAAAUGGAAAAGGCACCAUCAGCUGCUUCGUCUGCCUUGUUCGAGACACCAGCUGCAGCCAUGCCUGAGGAGGAAAAGGUAGAAUUUAGGAUUUACGAAACCAUUCUGACGUCUUCUAAACCAUGUGACAUAAAGCAGGAGCAGGAACAGGCACAACCUAUUCCACCUGAAGCGGAAAUAGUUGCAGCUGCACCUGAAGAGGAUAAGGAGCGAUCUAGGAUAUACGAAACCAUUGAGAGAACUCCUGAGCUCUUUGGUGAAAACCUGGAGAAAACCCAACCUAAACCAGCUGAGAAGAAGUCAGCUGAAGCCAUAUUUGAUGGUGAGAGAAACGUGAUGACCAUUGUGCUGUUGGGACAGACCGGCAGUGGGAAAAGUGCGACUGGUAACACCAUACUGGCUAAAAGACAUUUCGAGUCCCAUGCUAGCUCUACAGCCACAACACAGGAAUGUAAGGUAGCAGAGGAACUGGUCUAUGGGAUAAGGAUCAGGGUCAUCGAUACGCCAGAUUUCUUCAACGAUGACCUAAAGAAUCCAGAGAACCACGUUAAGACUUGUAAAGAACUCUCUCAGCAGGAGCCUGUGGUGUACUUACUGGUUAUGCACAUGGGCCGUUUCACAGUGGGAGAAAGAGAGAGCGUCUCAAAUGUACAGAAAAUGUUUGGGGAGGAAGUGGUCAGAAAGACGGUCGUCCUGUUCACAGGCAAAGAGAAGCUCAAGGGGGGGAGUUUAGAAGAAUACAUUAAAGAUACUGACCCGCAGCUUCAGUUGCUGAUAAAAGCUUUUGGCUCACGAUGCCAUGCUUUUGACAACAACGAUAAAAGCCGUCAUCAAGUCAAACAGCUGAUCAAGAUCAUCGUGGAAAUGCAAUAUGGAGGAAGAGACCACAUUAAAGACCAUUACCCCAGAUACAAGAAGUCAGAUCACAAAGACUGCCGAGUUCUAUAGGCUGCUAUUGGCAUCUAAUGCCAACGUUCUUAUAUUAAUGCUAACUUUACAGUGUAAUAGGGCCAUCAUUGGCGUGAGAAUGCCAGCCGUUUUAAAUUAGAGCAGUAUCCCUGCUGAAAAUGCCCAUGCUAGACAUGCCAGCCAUGAUACUACUGCAAGCAAAGGCUAGAAUGAUUAUUUUAGACUGUAUAAUAUAUUUUUUGGUUUACAGAUUGUCACAGGAAAGCAAUAUCUAGUCAUUUUUCUAAUGCUAACAUUAUUGUUGAAGUUCUAGCAGUAGGAUAAGAAUUCUCGCUCAGUCAAAUCAACA